Molecule: messenger RNA, 640 nt
Organism: Trachymyrmex cornetzi
Lineage: Eukaryota; Metazoa; Arthropoda; Insecta; Hymenoptera; Formicidae
Exons: 2
Coding region: 185-640 (151 amino acids)
Source: RefSeq, a predicted model, not a curated record
AUGUAUUUCCAAUGAUGAAUCGAGUGAAUCGCAAAUCAUAGAUAAACCGUUAUCUAUAGUUGUAGACAAUUUAUCUACUCAGGACAGCCAGGAUACUGAUUUUGAUAUUGUACAGCUUGAUGUAGACUCGCCUUUGGAUAAUGAUGAGAAUUUGCUACAACAAUCAUCACAAGGAAAGAAUGAGAUGUGCAAAUAUCACACAGAAGAUCGUGUCCCUUUCUCCUCUACGGCGCAUGCAAUAUUGAAUAAAAUGUCAUCAAAACAGUUGCUCUUUAAUAAAAUUGGCACAAUGGAAAAAUACAAGCAGAAGAAAAACAAAAAUGUAGUAGUACCAGAACCAGAUAAUUUUUAUAAGAAAAAAAAAGCAGAUAUCGAUAAUUAUAUGCGUACAAGUACUCAGUCGCUGGAGAAAAUGGCAAACACUGUUGAAAAUAUUAUUUUACAAAAAGCUGUAGAAAAAGCUGCAUCAAAAACACAUGUUUUUGAAAGUGAUGAUAUUGAUAAAGAUAUAUCCGACAUGUUAAAAUGUGCAUAUGUUGGUUUGAAACAAGUUAAAUCCGAUAUAAGAUUUAAUUGUAUACUUGACGUAUUGGAUGUAAUUAACAGAUAUAAAGAGCAAGGAUUACGGAAUAAUGAUUAA